AUGUCUCUCGUCAACAGACCCAACCGCAUCCUUGAGCAACAGCGAUUCUGGCAGGCUCCCUCCAACCAACUCUUGUACAUUCGUGGUCCCAGAGACAAGUUGUUCGUCUACGGUACUUUCCUCGUUCUCGGCACCGGUCUUGCCGGCUCCCUCUGGGGCGCUAUCAGAAUGGCACGCGGCGACAAAUAA
Messenger RNA from Zychaea mexicana, 189 nucleotides. RefSeq lists its product as uncharacterized. The transcript has 3 exons. Lineage: Eukaryota; Fungi; Mucoromycota; Mucoromycetes; Mucorales; Lichtheimiaceae. The record is from RefSeq and is a predicted model, not a curated record. Bases 1 to 189 code for a protein of 62 amino acids.